UGACCCAACAGGAAAAGACCCCCCUGCCUCGGUCUAGCCUGCUGGAGGCAGGUGAUGGCUGUGAAGAGCCAAAACAGCAGAUGUCUUGGGAGCAGGAGUUCCUGGUGGGGAACAGCCCAGGAGGCAGCGGGCGGACUCUAUGUAUGGUGUGUGGGGCCGAGAUCCGGUCUCCCUCAGCAGACACCGCUCGCGCACACAUUCUGGAGGAGCAUCCCCACACCCUGGACCUGAGCCCCUCAGAGAAGAGCAACAUCCUGGAAGCCUGGAGUGAGGGGGUGGCUCUUUUGCAAGACAGCAAUGCUGAACAGCCGUCUCCACCGGUUUCAGAGUCAGGCCGCGAUGUUGAGCCAGACCCCAGCUCCAACCCAGACCCUGCUGGGACGCCAGCAGAGAUCGUGGUCCUACUGGACUUGGAGGACAACCCAUCCCUUCCUAAAAGGAUCCGGCCCCGGGGACUCCGCCCCCUCGAGCUGCCUGCUACCCCUGCCACAGAGCUAGGAAGUAAGAAGCCUCGUGGCCAGAGAUGGAAAGAGCCCCUUGGGGAAGAGCCUGUCAGAAAGAAGAGAGGCAGGCCUAUGACCAAAAAUUUGGACCCUGAUCCUGAUCCUGACCCUGACCCAGAACCCCUUUCGCCUGACUCACCCACAGAGACGUUUGCAGCACCAGCCGAGGUCCGACACUUCACUGAUGGCAGCUUCCCCCCUGGCUUCGUCCUCCAGCUUUUCUCUCAUACCCAGCUUAAGGGUGCAGACAGCAAGGACUUGCCUCAAGAGGGCAAAGCAGCAGCAGAAGGCCAGGCCCAGACAGAAAGCCCCUCUCCAGGGUCCAGAAGGGAUCUUCAAGCAAAACUCAGUGUUUUGGCAGGGCUGUGUUCUUUUUUGGGGGGUACCAGGAAUCGAACUCAGGACCUCAAGCUUGCCAGCUCCCCCUUCGGGGCUCCGCGGGACACUGGAUCUCCAGGUUAUCCGCGUGCGGAUGGAGGAGCCCCCAGCGGUCAGCCUCUUGCAAGAGUGGUCCAAGCACCCCCAGGGCAUCAAGGGAGUGGGUGCAGGUGACACGCCGAAGUGGCCAGCAGUUCUGUCAGAAUCCAGCACCACCCUAGGGGGACAGCCGGAGGCAGGCAGUGGGCUAUAAGUUCUUGCUUUCCUGGGGAGGGAGGGGUGGGCAGGAGAGAGGAGGCAGCAUCCCCCUUUGGCUUGUAACUCGGAGCUGCUGGCUUGGCCACCCGACAGUGACAGUUUGAAAACCUAUGUCAAGGCAGGGUAGAGGGGUGGGGUACUGGAGAAUGUCUGUCCGACCAGACCUGAGGUAGGCUGGUGGCUGAGGCUACGUGGUAGGGCAUUGAGCCUGUGGAGAACACCUACCCCAAUCCUUGGCUGACCCAGACCUCUUUGUCCCCCACACCUCCCACCCUCUGAGCUCCCCACCAUUCUCCCCUGGCACAGUGCCUUACAGAGGUGGUCAUGACGGGGUCUGAAUUGAGUCCCACUACCUCGGGGGACACCUCUCCUCCCCCACUUGUUCAGGCUUCUACACCAGAAGCCUCCAUUACCUCUUCCCACUCCAUCCCUGCCGAGGGCUCCAUUCACCUCCAUGCUCCCUUUCACCUGUUUUCCUGUUGUAUAUAUUACCUUUGUUGACAAUAAAUUAUUUUUUUUUAUUAAGAGA
Molecule: messenger RNA, 1668 nt
Organism: Chinchilla lanigera (long-tailed chinchilla)
Lineage: Eukaryota; Metazoa; Chordata; Mammalia; Rodentia; Chinchillidae
Gene: Spindoc
Product: chromosome unknown open reading frame, human C11orf84
Biological process (GO): negative regulation of DNA-templated transcription
Source: RefSeq, a predicted model, not a curated record